UAAGGAAGUAAACAAUAAUGUGCGCAGAGGAUCCAGCAGCGUUUCCAUUGAAAAAGAAAAGUUCUCGUAUUGCUAUAGAAGUAGCCUUUAAAUAUUAAUCCCGUCAGCUCCAAACGUCAACAAAUAACGACGCGUUUGUUUGUAGUUGAUGACAACAUUUUAUAUAACUGUGCCAAAAAAACCUCAACAUCAUUAUGAUGGCAACCCGAAACAACUCUGCCGGUGCUGCUCCAAACAAUAAGGUGAAAUACUCGAGGCUGGCAGACAGCGAUGAAGGCUACAUCGAUCUACAGUUCAAGAGAACCCCACCUAAAGUACCCUACAAGGCUAUUGCCCUGGCAACCUUUCUAUUUCUGGUGGGCUCUUUAUUGAUUAUUGUUGGAUCACUUCUUUUGGCAGGAUACAUUGAAGUUACGUAUCCAGAUCGCACGAUUCCAGUUCUCAUCAUCGGCAUACUCAUCUUUCUUCCUGGAUUUUACCAUCUUCGGAUUGCCUAUUAUGCUUCCAAAGGUUACCGUGGUUACUCUUAUGAUGACAUCCCAGACUUUGAUGACUGAAUGGAUCUAGUUACACUGAAUGCUGUUACUUUUGUGAGUGUUUUUCUGAAGCUGUCGCAUGUUUUGCCUUCAGACUUUAAUUGUCCAUUUACCCGCUGUAAGAGAAAAUAUGGUACACUGUGGCCUGGCUGAGCUUUACUGAGCUGAAUACCUUUAUUUUACCAAAAGGAGAGAAAAAAGUGCAAUAUUAAUCAAAAUAGAGGAUUUAUAUUUAGAUAGAUACAUAAAAUGGCAACAAAAAAAGCUGAUAUUUUUGUAGCUUUUUGUAAAACACUAUUUAAAGAAGUAUUGUUUAGAAAGUAAGGAAAUGCAUAUUCUUUUGUAAUGGAGCAUGUGUUAUUUACUGUUUAUAUACUACCAGGGAAACGUUUGGACACAAUUUAUGUUUUAAAUUCGAUUUGUAUACUAUUUGCAUGUACUGUAUA
This is a messenger RNA of Danio aesculapii, 982 nucleotides long. RefSeq names its product transmembrane protein 230a (gene tmem230a). The transcript has 4 exons. The record is from RefSeq and is a predicted model, not a curated record. Gene Ontology annotation, biological process: synaptic vesicle transport. Gene Ontology annotation, cellular component: endomembrane system; synaptic vesicle. Lineage: Eukaryota; Metazoa; Chordata; Actinopteri; Cypriniformes; Danionidae. Bases 195 to 557 code for a protein of 120 amino acids.